AGCCACUUCUAUGAACCCUCACAUCCCAAUACCCGGGUUGACAUUCCGCCUUACCAUUACCAAUCACCAACCUCGGGGGUCAUGUCUCAUGAUCAUUUAGGGAUGCGCCCCUCAUCAUUUGCUUAUUCUGGACCCGUAGGCGUUAGAUCGUCGCAGGCAUGUGUAGCCUGCCGUAAACGAAAGGUACGUCCAGGCCUCCGUGUGUUUCCGUGGGGUGUCGAAUGAUUGAGCUGUUUCAUGCCUAGGUUCGGUGCACCGUGAUUCAAUCGGACAUGACCCAGUCUUCUGGGAGUGGACAGGGGUCAAUCGAAAAACUUUGCGUUAGAUGUUCUCGAUUGGGUAUCGAUUGUAUAUGGAAAGAUGAGCGUAAAGCAAAGACAAAGUCGAGAUCACAGCCAAAUGACGCUCCUGAGCAGCAUGUGUUGACGUACGUGAUUCUCCCCAUUUUUUUUCUGGCCGGCCGCGGCGACCUCUGGCUGAUCUCUGACCCAUACUAUCACCGGUACGGUAGUGUUGAUACUGCCAGCACGAGCCAAGCAGGCCCCAACACGACAUCCCCGUCAUUAUCAGGCUCAUCUACCGGGAGUGGAGCACUCCAACGGCAACAAGCGCUUUCCGUAAGGACGCCUUCCUCGCCUGCAUUUUCAUCUUUCCCGCCUGGGUCCGCGACUAGCGACCCUUCUUACCCGCACCAUAACGCUUACGAUCCAACAAGCUUCGCAACACACGGGCAUGAUCCAGACCAGCAGGGGCAACAGCACUCGCGGAUAAGUAGUAAUUAUGUGGGUGGCAUGAACAGCAGUAAUGCAACCCCCACGCGAUACUCAGCCCCUGACCCAUCUAUAUACACUGCCCAUGACCUGGCGAGUAUCCGAAGGACCAGCAUGGGAAAUUUGUCACGCGCUUCUCCUGUGCUGGCCACUCCCGUGCGUGAAACGCCCUUGCCGCAAGUUGCACAUUCCCCCGUCUUCUACCCUUAUUCCGUGUAUAGCGAACAACAACAGCAACGGCCAUUGUACGAAGAUAACACUUUGUCUUCGGGAUCGGGGAUUGGGACUGGUGGCAAUGUCCCUAUUCGUUCGGACGAAAGCCAGAAUACGACGACGCUACAUCAUUACGCGCCGCAGUCGCGUACCUAUACACCACAAUCCCCCCUUCAGCACCAACACGUACAACACCUUCCAUAUCCACCCCGCCAACAGGGGUAUCAAUAUCAUUCAGAGCAACAACUCCAACAACCCCCGCCUCCGCCUCGGUUCCCACUUCCUUCCCUGUCCUUCUCGUGUACACGCUCAACGCAUUCGUUCCGAUACGAUACAUCAUGUCACAUUCCUGUCAUCAGUACACUGAGCCACGACGAGCAUAGAUUGCCAGUGCCGGGAGAACAUAAGGAGGAAUCGAGAAUUUGUCCUGUUCUUUUUCUGUCCUUCGUCGUUGAACGAGAUUAUGGGUGUUGGGCCGGAAGCGUGGAGUACAAUUUACAUUACACGUCAAUGGCUUGGGCGGUUCGGGCCGCUGUCGGCCGGUUUCAGAGGCUUCAUUCACAACUGGCGGAGGCUCAAGCUAUCGCAUCCAUCCCCGCUGGCUCAACUCAGAAUGCAGUGAGGGGAAGUACGCUUGAUGUCCGAUAGUUUCCCCGCUGGGUUUCAUUACGUCUUGACAUCAGGCCAAGUUUACCUUUUGUGCAGGCGCCCCUGGACGUUUCAUAAUUCAUUGUACCUUACUUGCAUCUCAGCCUGGUCUUCUUAUUCUGCAGGAUGGCCUCGCCAACGUUGCUUCUCCGUUGCAGGCCGCUAGUAAUUCCAAUUCAUGUCGGUGAGGUUCCAAAAAGGAAGGCUAAGCUUUGUGGCGGGCUUGAGCUGAUGCCGCUAAGCACUUCCGCUACCGAAUCCCCGAUCGAUGGCAGAUUGCGUUCAAGUGCGUUCAAGUGCGUAGAGUCGUCGUGUGCCC
Molecule: messenger RNA, 1950 nt
Organism: Cantharellus anzutake
Lineage: Eukaryota; Fungi; Basidiomycota; Agaricomycetes; Cantharellales; Hydnaceae
Exons: 3
Coding region: 273-1631 (452 amino acids)
Source: RefSeq, a predicted model, not a curated record